Messenger RNA from Dunckerocampus dactyliophorus (ringed pipefish), 4715 nucleotides. RefSeq names its product glycine N-acyltransferase-like protein 3. Gene Ontology annotation, cellular component: mitochondrion. Gene Ontology annotation, molecular function: glycine N-acyltransferase activity. The transcript is spliced from 7 exons. NCBI's taxonomy places the organism in Eukaryota, Metazoa, Chordata, Actinopteri, Syngnathiformes, Syngnathidae. The record is from RefSeq and is a predicted model, not a curated record. Bases 782 to 1612 code for a protein of 276 amino acids.
AUUUCUGAGUAAUGUCACAGGCUUCACAUAAUUCACUUAAAAUAUGUAAGUGUGCUUGUGUUAGUUUUCAUCAAGUUCAGCGCAUUGGGAUUUUUUAUGUGGUUGUGGUAGGAAAAUGCUAUUUCAAUAACACCACUGGGGCAAACAACAUUGUCAGCUCAAUUUGCACUGCUAACAUUGGCUAUCUCAAUUCGCGCACUUUCGUACUUACACUUAGCCUUCUGAGUGCACAAGUGCGUUUUCACUGAGAAGUACUAAGGCAAAAUGUAGUGCAGUGACAGUACCCGGAUGUUGCACUCAGAACGCCCCCAUGUUGGUGAGUGUGCAUGACAGACCCUUACAACCCCCAAUAGUCGCCAUCUUGGCCACGUAGCGGAAACUCAAAAUUCCUAACCGAUACAAAUUUACUACUCCUUUAGAGUAUUCUUCUAAAAAAAAUACGACAUCACAGAAAUAAAAUGACCAAAUUGACUAAGCCACCUUAACACAUUUAAUAUAUUCAUUUUAAAUAGAAUUAUCAUCUACUAAAACAACAACAGAAACACUAAAUAAUGUUCUGGCAACCACUUAACAUUUUUUUAUUGUUUUUUGUAGAUGUGGCAACCCUGGAGGGCCAAAAAAUUAUCUCCUUGCCUGGGAGUUGCGUAAUGAUCCUGAUUUGUUUUAUAUGAUGACUAUAACAUUCAAAAGCGCUGCAUGGCCCAGAAGGGAGGGGAAAUGAGCUGCAAGUGAAGCUUGAACGGCACACAGCAGCGGGUGACGGAAUCUUUGCUCCCCUAAAAUGAAGGUCCUACAAAAAGAUGAGGUCAUGGCUGCUGAGAAUGUUUUGCUGAAAGACCUACCCAAGAGUUUUGAGGUCUAUGGAUUCUUGUCUGCUUACAAUAGGAACAAACCUAGUAAGAGACAGUUCAUUGUUGAUACAUGGCCUGAUUUUAAUGUCAUCAUUUGUCGACCUGAUCCUGAGCUAGCCUUGAAUUGGACAAAAAAGAUAACAUUUUACUGCAAGGAUGAGCAGAUUCUGAAGAAAAUGUUAUUGGAGAAGGAUUUAUUUGACUGGAGCGAUCCUUUUAUUCUUGGAGGCUAUGACCACUCUCAUACCCCCAUGCUCAAAGAGGUUUCAUCUAGCAGACAAGUCAGCUACAAACCCACGACAACUGCCCAUCUUCUGUAUUUGCCCGAUCGUAGCCAUCUGAUCACACCAGCAUUUGACAGUGAGCUUGAAUCAAGGAUUUCAUCUCUCAUUCCUUCCAACGUUGACCUGGUGAAUCAAACCUGGAAGUUUGGAGGGAAUGAACAAGGGUACAACAGAAUUAAAUUCCAGGUCAGCAACUUGCCUUCAUGCUGCAUCACUGAUGAUCAGGGCCAGCCCGUUUCAUGGAUCCUUGUGUAUGAAUACUUGGCCAUAGGCAUGUUGUAUACUCUGCCUGAGCACAGACAAAAAGGUUAUGCCAAAGCGGUGGUCCACACCAUGGCUCAGAGGCUCCUUGAUCAAGGUUACCCAGUGUUCUGCUACAUUGAGGUGGAAAACACGGUUUCAUAUAAGCUUUUUAAAAACCUGGGCUUUAUUGAGCAUCCCACAUACAGAGCACAAUGGAUUGAGUUUAACAUGUGAUUUUGAAAAUCAGCUUACAUGUGAUCAGCAAAAGAUAAUUUGUAACAUAGCUGAGUAAAUUGUCUGUACCAAGAGUGACUAUAAUCAGACAAUUGUGAAUUUGUCAACCAGGGGACCAACAUCGUCUCCAGUCAACAGAAUUGACAAUGAGAAUGAAGUCCUAUUUUAAUAAACUUGUCCUGACUGAUGAAAUCCCAGCCCUGAAGAGAGCCACAUGCCACCUUGUGGCAACGUAAAUCACUUUUUGCACUUUUAAUAAUUGCACUAUAUGACUGUUCACCACUGCCUAAACUUGGUAAAUCAAUACUCCUUCAAAAAUGACUCCUUCAUAAAUUUUAUGAGAUACAAGGGAUGAAUUUUUAUGUGUUACUUUUUUGAAAUGCCUUCAAAUAUGUAAAAGAAUUCAGAUGUAGCUUUGUAGCGGCAUAUGCCGUUGAGAGAUGCUUCAUAAGAUUAUAGUUAACCUGAGCGCGUGACCUGCUGUUCUGUACAAAACACUAGGGGUUCGUGUUGUACUGAGCGUGAGCAACCACAACUGUUGUUAACCAGCUUCUUGUGUAGCAGCAGUAAACAACGGAGCCUGAAUCAUUGUUAUAGAUAUCAGUGCAUAAUAACGUGCCACAUUUCACUUUAUGUAACAUUUGAAAUAGUAAUUAAAUAGAUUACCCGUUACUGGAAAACAAAACGGCAUUAGCACAAAAAAAAAACUCCCAACGCAGCAUAAAGCAGACAAUAAAUUCAACCAUGACUUCUUUUGUUACUUUGUCAAGUCUAUAGCUUGUAGUAACCCCCAUUGAGACUUGGCAAAGGUCCUACACUUCUGAUCAAAAUUUAGAAAAAUUGCAAGAAUUUAUAUUUUGCACUCUUGGAGUUUAAAGAGGUUCUAAGUAGAGCUUCAAAAUGCCAAAAAAGAAAUUGGAGUGAGACAAAAAAAUAGUAACCUAUUUAUUGGAAACAACCAUUAAACUGAAAUAGGCUGUUCAUCAGCUGAUGAAAGGUUUCAGACCAUAACUCCAAAAAAAGCCAUCGGGGCCGUUAAGGUAGCAUUUUUUUUCUCAUCAGAGAAUAAAAUUAUCUUCCACAUUUCAGUGUUCCGCAUUUGAAGCUCUCGUGCAAAUUCUAAACAGGCAAUUUUGUGGCGUCGAAGGAGCCAAGGCCUUUGAAGAUGUUUUUUGCUCUUAAAACCCUUCUCUCGCAGAUGCCAUCUGGUUGUUAUUGGACUGCACUUGGCACCAAUAACAACCUUCAUUUGGGCCCAGGAUCGUCCUAUGUCUUGACAGGCGGCCAAUCGGGUCCUUCGGUUCAGGGACGGUGACAUUUUUGGGGGUAUACCACUUCAGUUUUUUUGUCCCAUAACCCUCAGGAUCUUUGAAGAAGUUUAAAAUGAGCAUCUCACUGCAUCCAACCUCAGCAGCAAUGGCGCUCUGCGAGAAGCCUUGCUUAUGCAGCUCAAUAAUCCGACCGCGUUCAAAGAGAGAAAGCUUUUUUGCCUUUGCCAUCAAAAUAUCAUGACAGUGUGAAUGCCUGACAGAAAAUGACACUGAAUCCACAUUUUUGACAAGAUUUUGGCUUUUAAAUCCUGCGGUCUUAAACUUUUGAUCAGCUGAUGAACAGCCUAUUUCACUUUAAGAGUUGUUUCCAAUAAAUUGCUUACUCAAAAAAAAAUUGUCUCACUCCCAUUUCUUCUUUUUGCAUUUUGAAGCUCAACCUAGAACCUCCUUAAGAUCCAACACUGAAAAAUUUUAUUGUUUUUAAUUUUUCAAGUGGUUUAUCAUUUCAUAUUAAUUUGUUGCACUUCAUUACAUUGAGCUUACCAGUAUAACUUCUCCAAUCAUACCCAAAAUAUUUUUUUUACAGUAUUUUACAGAAUAUUGUCUGAAGACACUAACAUAGCUAUCGCACAUACAAUCGUACGUUAUACCUUCAGACUUGAGCUUUAAUAUAAUUUUUCUUCAUCAAUACACUUUUAUUCAUGUAACAUUGAAAUUUAAAGUAAUCAUUUUUUGUAACCUAAUGUGCAUAAUCAUGCAGUGUAACCAAAUAAACGUAGUUAUUGUGACAUGGUGUACUAAAAAUCAGAGUACCCAACUCUUGGUAUGAAGAAAACCUUACUAUUUCAUUUAUGCAUGAUAGAAUUUAUUAUAAAGUACUACGGAGAACUUCUUCACUAGAUAAUCAACAAAAGUCACUGCAAAAAAACAUGCUUCUCUAUUAUGCAUUAUGUAACACUAGACACACAGAGAGGAAAAACAAGCAGUUUUAGUUGUAAAACUUUAUUGAUGUUUGUAGGGCAUUACUUUGCUACAAUGAGUCAAAGCUAACAGAAAUGUUUCAAAAAUAGUGAAAUAAAUAUCCAUUACAUGAAUACAAAAGUCCAACUUAUUUUCUUGGCAAAGUAUUUAGAAGUUAUGUUACAUGUGCAUGCCUCAGGAUAAAUUAAUACCAGUAUAUUAUACACACACUGCAGUUCCAACAAAUUCCACCAGCAGAAGAUACUCUCUACUGAUAUCUUCAGCACAUGUGUUACACUAUCAGUAUUCAGACGUGAUUAAGUUUCACAUGCCAUUUGGAAAAGUGUGUACAUUCUUGAUUUUCAAUUUUGGUUCAAUUUGACCAGAGUAUGGAAAAUAAAAGUCCUCAAAGACAACCUAGUGUGUUUGCCCUCUUUUUACCAUCAGAAAAUAAAGUUUUCAUCUAUAAGAAAACUGGUGGGAUUAAAGAAAAAUUGUCAUCAUGACCAAGUUUAUGUUCAAUGGCCUAAUAAAUGGACUUGUCCAGAUUUCACCUUCUCUCUGAAGAAGUGGAAGAGACUUCACUAGAGCUGAAAUGAAAAGGAAAAAUUAUGUUGGGAUGACAAACACUGACAAACAUGCGUACACAUCCAAGCAUUUGAUAACCGCCAGCUUUGAUAAUAGAACGUUCGCGCACGUGAUAAAGACUGAAUCAACAGCGCCUCUACUGGCUGCAGCCAAAUAGUGUGUUCCAUUGUGCCUCCCCUGACUACUUAAUUGCAUGUGAACAUUCUCAUUCAUUCAGAUCAUUGUUUUUUCACGGCAUUGAAUCGAUUGCAUCUGGACUAGAGAUCGACCGAUAUGGGUUUUUC